Messenger RNA from Amborella trichopoda, 714 nucleotides. The record is from RefSeq and is a predicted model, not a curated record. Lineage: Eukaryota; Viridiplantae; Streptophyta; Magnoliopsida; Amborellales; Amborellaceae.
AUGUGGGCAUCCUUAAUUCUCUUGUUGGUCCUAUUCGAAGGAAUUUCUUGCCAAUCAGUUCCGGGAACACUGAUAAACAGGAAAGAGGUGAUCACAGAAGAACAUGGUGUUGUGGCGGCAGAUGAUGGUCGUUGUUCCCAAAUUGGCAGCACAAUUCUUCAAAGAGGGGGCCAUGCAGUUGAUGCAUCAAUUGCCGCUGCAUUCUGUCUCGGUGUUGUUAGCCCGGCAUCAAGUGGAAUCGGUGCGGGUGGUUUGAUGUUGAUUCGAUCUGCAAAUGGGCUUGUGGAAGCCUAUGACAUGCGAGAAACUGCUCCAGCAGCAGCUUCAAGGGAUAUGUAUGCCAAUGAUCCCUCCGCAAAAGAACAGGGAGGACUAGCUGUAGGAGUUCCUGGACAAGUAUUAGGUCUCUACCAGGUGUGGCAGAAAUAUGGCAAGCUCCCAUGGAAGGAACUUGUGGAACCUGCAAUUGCACUAGCAGGAUUGGGAUUUAAGAUAUCUCCUUAUCUAUAUUAUCAAAUGACACAAACAGAGGCAGCAAUACGACAAGAUGAGGGUCUAAGAGAGAAAUUCAUGGAAUAUGGGGAACUCUUGAAGAUUGGAGACAUUGUUCGUGAUGUUAAACUUGCGAGAACAUUGACGGAAAUUGCAAUUCAUGGACCAUCGGUGUUUUAUGAUGGUCCAGAAGCCAAUUUUUGCAAAGGUCAUGAACCAUGA